This is a messenger RNA of Hyla sarda, 1965 nucleotides long. RefSeq names its product mucin-5B-like. Bases 106 to 1965 code for a protein of 619 amino acids. The transcript is spliced from 15 exons. Gene Ontology annotation, molecular function: protein binding. The record is from RefSeq and is a predicted model, not a curated record. NCBI's taxonomy places the organism in Eukaryota, Metazoa, Chordata, Amphibia, Anura, Hylidae. Gene Ontology annotation, cellular component: extracellular matrix.
UACACGGCAUGCUGAGAGCUGUAGACACUACAUGGACACACUUGUGCAAAGAAAGACAAACAAAGAGCAAAAAAGAGACCAGAGAUAACAAGAAAACUCACCUGCAUGGCCCCCAAACGACAUUGUUAUCAAACAGAAAAAGUAUAUACAAAGGAUGAAAAUUUCCCGAAAGUCAGACCCCGGAGAAGUUUACAAAGAUAUAGUCAAGUUAUAAAACCCAGACAAAAUGGAGUCUGCAGCACCUGGGGAAAUUUCCAGUACAGGACUUUUGAUGGAGAGCUCUAUCGUUUUCCAGGGAUAUGUAACUAUCUUUUUGCUUCACACUGUGGGAAACACUAUGAAGACUUUAAUAUUCAAAUUGAGCAGUCAUGGCAUAAGGGACUGCCAACCGUCUCUCAGUUAUCUGUAAAACUAAAUGAACUCCUCAUAGAAGUCAUUGACCAUAGGCCCUCAGUUCAUGGGGAAAUCGUUGAGCUCCCUUAUAGUAAUAAUGGCAUCCAAAUAGAGAAAAUAGGUUCCAUCCUCCGUAUCAGUGCAAAAGUUUUGUUAGAAAUUACUUGGGAAGAAAGCAACAUUAUUCAUUUAUCCCUCAACAAGAAAUACAUGGGAGAAACAUGUGGUCUUUGUGGGAAUUAUAAUGGAAAUGCUAAUGAUGAUAUUACCUACAGCGGAAAUUUGAUUGACCCACUACUGUUUGGAACACUGCAAAAAUUGAGAAAACCUGAAGAAGACUGUACAGAUCCUAAACCAGAGCCGACAAAAAAAUGCAGCGUUUAUAGAGCUAUGUGCCUGAAGCACUUAAGAAACCAUAAAUGGAUGAAAUGCAACAGACUGGUUAAACCAGAGCCCUAUAUAGAGGCUUACAUGCUGGAUAUGUGCCUCUGUAAUGCCACAGCAAAGUAUAGAUCUUUCUGCCUAUGUAGCACUAUUACUGAAUACUCCCGCCAAUGCGCACUUGCUGGUGGAACACCCCCAGAUUGGAGAAGCCCUUCAAUGUGCUACAAACCUUGCCAGGAUAAUCUGAUCUAUAAAGAAUGCAGUCCACCAUGCACAUCUACCUGCUCAAACCCAGGACAGCAAUAUUUUUGUGAUGGACCAUGCGUGUCUGGAUGUGUCUGUCCAAAAGGACUUGUGUUGGAUGAUAUUACUAACUUGGGAUGUAUCCCUAUUGAAAAUUGUUCUUGCACAUUUAACAAGCAAAUUUAUCCACCAGGAUCAGUUUACAAUGGUACUUGUAGAACAUGUUUAUGCUUGGGGGGUCACUGGAACUGUCGGGAGGUCCCCUGCUCUAGUACUUGUUCCGUGGAAGGUGGAUCACAUAUCACCACAUUUGAUCAGGCUCAAUAUACAUUUCAUGGCAAAUGUAUUUACAUGUUAACAAAGCCUUGUGCAGACAGUACUUUCAUGGUGAAUGUUGAGAUGAAAAAAUGUGCUUAUAGUGAAAGUGGCACAUGUUUAACAAGGGUCUUCUUGUUCCUGGAUAAUGGAUCUUAUGAGUUCCAGAUACAAUAUGACAAUAGUGAUUUUCCGCAUGUAAACUUUGACAAGGAAAAAAUGGCUAAAGCUGGUGUCAGUAUUUUAUGGCCAUCGUCAUUCUUCCUCAUUGUGCACACAAACAAAGGGCUAUACUUACAGGUGCAACUUAUACCGGUCAUGCAAUUGUAUGUUGUUCUAGACCCAUCUUACAAGGAGAAAAUGUGUGGUUUGUGUGGAGACUUUAACAGCAUCCAGAAAGAUGACUUUCAGACUAGUAGUGGAGUUUUAGAAAGCAAUGUUGUUGAUUUUGCCAACUCAUGGAAAACCAAUUUUAAAUGCAAAUCUAUAAAACCUUUCCAUGAACACCCCUGCAUUUACGGCAUGGAAGUAGUUAAUUUUGGCACUCGUUUGAAAGAGCAAAGAGCCAUUGGCUCCUCAUCCUGUCAAGAACUCUUGUGCCCGCCUCCUGCAUUAAGCCUGUUCCUCUGA